Messenger RNA from Melitaea cinxia (Glanville fritillary), 1731 nucleotides. RefSeq lists its product as uncharacterized. The record is from RefSeq and is a predicted model, not a curated record. Lineage: Eukaryota; Metazoa; Arthropoda; Insecta; Lepidoptera; Nymphalidae. The transcript has a single exon. The annotation marks the transcript as partial.
AUGUUGUUGAAUAAUCUUAUAGAAGCAAAUAUUGAAACAAAAGAAUGCGAUGAAAUUGAGCAACUGGCAAAAAGUGCUGCCAAAAUUGCAUGUCAUAAUUUUCGAUGGCAUUACGUAACCUUGGUUCUUCUGAAUGCAACUUUAUAUUGUGGCCUUAAUGCAUUUCUACAGGAAUAUAAUAAGACAACAGUCAUCGUAAAUAAAAAUUUAAUACCGAAGCAUUAUGCUCACCCUAAACAGUUCGUUUUAUUCGGAGAAAAGUUGGUGGACAUCAUCUUUAUAUUGGAAUGGAUGCAAAGUUAUACUUUUAAUACUAAUGGCAGAUUUUUGAUAAUUUGCCAAUCAAAGGAUCAUAAAGAUUGCGAUGAAAUAGACGCUGUUAAAGUUUUAUGGGAUUAUAGAAUAGUAAAUGUAAUCUUUAUAAAAAAUACACCUCACGAAGGUCCAGUUGGUUAUAGCUAUGAAUAUGGGCCCGAUUGUAAAAAUACUCUACCGAUGAAGGUAAAAAACUGGGAUUAUUGUGUAAAAAAUAAAAUAGAAUAUUGUGGAAAGAAAUUUCCGCUUAAAUUAAGAAAUUUACAUGGUUGUCCAAUCAUAGUAUCGACGUUUCCUCAAAUGCCAUAUAUGAAUAUGGACAUUAAUGUCCCAUCAGGAGCGGAUGGUGAUUUGUUGCGUAUCAUAGUAGAAGCGCUUAAUGCAACUCUUGUAAUGAUGAUACCACUUCAUGGUACUGGAUGGGGGAAUCUGAAUGAGAACGGUACUUGGGUGGGUUCCCUAAGUGACUUGUACUAUGAUUUGGCAAACUUCUCCAUGACUUCGGCGAGCAUCACCCAGACCAGAUAUAACGAUUUUCAAAUCUCAAAUUUUUAUUUUACAAUGAGUUUGGGUUGGGUAAGUCAUCCACCUGAAUUGGAAAACCCUUGCUAUAAACUAUUAAGACCUUUCAAACCAGAUACACAGAUAGCAAUGGCAAUUUCUUUUAUAAUUGUUAUUAUUGUUGUAUUAUUUUUUAAAACAAAACUGGGACAUUACUUACAAAGAAAAAUGAGUUUCGGUUUAAGCCCGGAAAGAGUUAUGUUUUUAUCCUGGGAGAUGUGUAUGGGACAGCCGAUAGCGUCGUUUCCAUCAAAAAUGGUAUUAUCAUAUUUUGUGUUACUUUGGAUUUGGUAUUGCUUCUUAAUGAGAACCUUUUACCAAGUACAUUUGAUAAACUCUCUAAAAACUGAUGUAUACCAACCGCAACUUACUAAUAUCGAAGAUGCAAUUAAUGCAAAAUAUCCUUUUGGUGGUGGUUCCGCUCUUAAAGACUAUUAUAUUGAUUAUCCGCUGGUAUAUGAUAAUUGGCAACAUAAGGACAGUGAUCUAUAUCAUUCGAUUUUGUACAAUCUUACUGAGGGAAUGAAAUUCGUUUUAGCAAUGAAUUUAGCCUCGACUAAAAGUUUUUUAAGAAUAACUAAUAAAAAAGUGUAUAUUUUACCAGAGAGAAUUGUAAAUGGGCCAUCAGUAAUAUUUUUCAAAAAGUUUUCUCCUUUUGUGGAUCCGAUCAAUAAAAUUUUAGAACGUCUAGUCGAAUUUGGUUGGUCAGAUAUGGCUUUUAGAAAUAGUACCAUGUCUAAAUCACUUUUGAUUUCUGAAAAUGAAGAUAAGAAAAUUAAAUUGAGUAAUUUUACAGGAUGCUACGUGAUUUUACUAUGCGGAUGGAUAUUAUCAUUUUUUAUAUUACUCUUUGAA